Molecule: messenger RNA, 1193 nt
Organism: Diprion similis
Lineage: Eukaryota; Metazoa; Arthropoda; Insecta; Hymenoptera; Diprionidae
Gene: Rab39
Product: ras-related protein Rab-39B
Exons: 3
Coding region: 359-1015 (218 amino acids)
Biological process (GO): Rab protein signal transduction
Cellular component (GO): Golgi membrane
Molecular function (GO): GTP binding; GTPase activity
Source: RefSeq, a predicted model, not a curated record
CCAAAAUAAAUACAUAAAUAAUGAAAUUUUACGUUAGUCGAACUAGUGAUAAGACGUAGUUGAUUUACAAGUAUAGGAACAAGCGCGUCAUGCGCAGUUGAAUUGAAAUCCUACACGAGUCGCGUAGCUUUGGUCGUAAUAAACAAUACAAAUCAAAUCAAACCAAGCUAGUGCGAGAGGAAGUAACAAUUAAUGUGUCACGGUCAGCUGAAAGGACUCUCGUGUUUUGUGCAAAUUCACACUCUGCUGGGAAACGUACGGAGGUUACAAAGAUGCGCUAUUUUUAACGCGACGACGCACGAUUUUAUCGCUCAGUAAUUGAACGAAUCGCGCCGCCUCAAAAAGCCAAAACUUCAAAAUGGUGGAACCUAUUUUUGAUUAUCAAUUCCGAUUGAUUCUCAUCGGAGACAGUACGGUUGGAAAAAGUUCGUUGCUCAAAUAUUUUACCGAUGGUAAAUUCGCCGAGCUAUCGGACCCAACAGUUGGAGUAGACUUUUUUGCCAGAUUAAUCGAGGUCAAAGAUGGGACCAGGAUUAAACUACAGCUCUGGGACACAGCAGGCCAAGAAAGAUUUAGGUCCAUAACGAAGUCUUACUACAGAAAUUCAGUCGGAGCACUUCUAGUUUACGAUGUAUGUAAUAGAGCGAGUUUUGAGCACAUACCGCAAUGGAUGAUGGAAGCACGGAGGCAUAUCGAGCCUCAUCGUCCCGUUUUUGCAUUGGUAGGAUGUAAGGUAGAUUUAGUGAGCAAUGGAGGCAGAAGAGAGGUUUCGAAGGAGGAAGCAAGGGCGUUUGCCGAUCAGCACGGAGUUCACCACAUUGAGACUAGCGCCAAGACAGGAAUAAAUGUUGAAGAUGCUUUUAAAACGGUGACACAGGAAGUAUACAACAGAAUACAAACUGGUGAGUAUAAGUUGGAGGAUGGAUGGGACGGCAUCAAAACCGGAUUUGCCAGACCCGGAGGGUUGGAUUUCAAUUUAAUUGAAGCCGAACCGGCAAAAAGUUCUUGCUGCUAAUAAUAGCCGCAGUUUAUUAUUACCCCAAAUUUAUAUUAGAGGUAAAAACUUUUUAGGAUCAUAACACUUAGGCGCUGUUAGCGACAGUUGAGAUGAGGCCGAAAGAUAUAUCUUUUUUGUUCUAUUUCUUGUUCAAAGACUUGACGUGAAAUUGAUCAAACCUUAUACAUCCAUAUUC